Molecule: messenger RNA, 2218 nt
Organism: Malurus melanocephalus (red-backed fairy wren)
Lineage: Eukaryota; Metazoa; Chordata; Aves; Passeriformes; Maluridae
Gene: FEZ2
Product: fasciculation and elongation protein zeta 2
Exons: 9
Coding region: 50-1168 (372 amino acids)
Cellular component (GO): axon; cytoplasm
Source: RefSeq, a predicted model, not a curated record
CGCACCGCCGGGAGCGCGCAGCGCCGCGUCCCCAGUUGCGGCAGCGGCGAUGGCGGCGGCGGCGGCGGCGUCGCAGCGGGACCCGGGCGAUUGGCAGGACUUCUCGGGGUUCCAGCCCUCCGCGGGGAGCGGCCCCGAGGCCGCUCGCGACAAGGGCGUUUGGGGCGGCGGGGAUCUCGGGGCGAAGCUGUCCCUCUGCUUCGAGCCCCCGCAGGCCCGGGCUGGCGGCGGCGAGAGCCGCGUUCCGCUGCGGCCGCUCACGGAGCAGAGCGCGCUGCAGGACGACGAGAUUUGGAAUGCUUUAACUGAUAAUUAUGGUAACGUGAUGCCAGUUGACUGGAAAUCUUCCCACACCAGAGCUUUGCACUUGCCAACACUGAAUCUUUCAGAAAAAGGGGUAAAUGACAACUUGAACCUUGACCUGUCAGAUGAUGAAGAGCUGAGAGAACAGYUGGAUAUGCAUUCUAUCAUUGUUUCCUGCAUCAAUGAAGAACCACUCUUCACAGCAGAGCAGGUUAUUGAAGAAAUUGAGGAAAUGAUGCAGGAAUCGCCUGAUCCAGAAGAUGAUGAAACACCCACCCAAUCAGAUCGGCUCUCUAUACUUUCCCAGGAAAUUCAGACACUCAAGAGAUCCAGUACAAACAACAGCUAUGAGGAGAGAGUGAAAAGGUUGUCUGUUGCUGAAUUAAAUGAACUGCUAGAAGAAAUUGAGACUGCUAUUAAGGAUUAUUCUGAGGAGCUAGURCAGCAGUUAGCUCUACGAGAUGAGUUGGAGUUUGAGAAGGAAGUGAAAAACAGCUUCAUUUCUGUCCUCAUUGAAGUACAAAACAAACAGCGAGAACACAAAGAAACAGCAAAGAAGAAAAAGAAGCUGAAAAAUGGUAGUCCUCAGAAUGGCAAACAAGAAAGAGGYCAUAUGCCUGGAACACGCUUCAGCAUGGAAGGGAUCUCAAAUGUCAUACAGAAUGGCUUCCGCCACACGUUUGGAAACUCGAGCGGAGAGAAACAGUACUUAACAACCGUCAUUCCUUAUGAGAAGAAAAAUGGACCCCCAUCUGUUGAAGACCUUCAAACAUUAACCAAAAUUCUGCAUGCCAUGAAAGAGGACAGCGAGAAAGUGCCAAGCUUGUUAACAGAUUAUAUUUUAAAGGUUCUGUGUCCUACAUGAAGAGGGCUGCCUUUCAGAAUUAGCUGUGCUCCUUUCUGUGAUGAGAAGCUUUCCAUGGAUAUAACUCAUAGUAUUUUUUUUUCAUUUGGCACUAUACCUAAAGCAGUAUUCAUUUACCUUCUCUGUGUGUUUGGAUUUUCUGAUCCUACAAUAAGUCAUCUGGCAUGACARCUCAUCCAGUUUAACUUAAUAGUGCAAUGAACUGGAGCAGGGAAMAAACAUUGUACAGUUUUACUUGCAUCGUUCUGACUUUUUAAAGUCUAUUUUUACAUUGUAUAGCAUGUAGUAAAUCCUCCUGCACAUUUCGUUGUUGGAAGGAAAAGUAAACUUYRAAUAGUGUAAAUAAAAUAAGCCUCRUUUUAAGGAAUCCRUAUUUAAAAGCAUCCUUAGUUCCUAAACAAAAAGGAAAAAACUGUUCUGGUCAGACUCAGAAUUUAAGAUUCAAAUGAGUUCUCCAGAACACUCCAGAAAGAUGAUUGUGAAAGUCAGCAAUCAGUGCUGCUUUGUAAAUGGUAACUUUGAACUAUACAACAGAACUAUACAACAGAUUCCUUGGUUUGACAUAAAUAAUUGUGUGUUACUCGGUAUUAACACAAACAUCUGACUAAUGUAAUAUUUCAUGUCUGGUUUUAUUUUAAUUAUUAAUAUUCAURUGGCUUAGAUAUUCUCCCAUAUUGCUGCUAUUAUUUUACCAGUUUUAAAAAGUGUUUGAUUUUAAUGAAAAGGCUUCAAURUAUAAACAAUUUAAAAGGCAGUAUCUUUUUAAAAAUACAUGUACAAUUUGAAAAACUUGCACCUGGCUUCCAAGUUAGUAUUAUAUUGAGAUGUUUGUUGUUGUGUGUCUCUAAAUUCUAGUGCAAAUCUCUCUUGUAAAUUGAAUGCACUCUCCUCUGUGAUGUACCUGCAUUCAAACAGAUGAGWAUGUGUUUUACAAAUCCUGUAACARAAACAUACCCCAUAAUCUUAACAUUAAAUACUUGUCACAAUUUUGCCAGUGCAAAAGAUUAGAUUAGUAAAGUAAGGAGUACUAUUAAAAAACCCAAAAAACAA